Molecule: messenger RNA, 1519 nt
Organism: Gigantopelta aegis
Lineage: Eukaryota; Metazoa; Mollusca; Gastropoda; Neomphalida; Peltospiridae
Product: calpain-1 catalytic subunit-like
Exons: 11
Coding region: 638-1489 (283 amino acids)
Molecular function (GO): calcium ion binding
Source: RefSeq, a predicted model, not a curated record
AGUGAGUGUACAUACGAGUAUUAUUACACGUGGUGAUAGCUGGGGGCUGUGGUAACCCUACACAUGUCAGUGAGUGUACAUACGAGUAUUAUUACACGUGGUGAUAGCUGGGGAUUGUGGUAACCCUACAUAUGUCAGUGAGUGUACAUACGAGUAUUAUUACACGUGGUGAUAGCUGGGGGCUGUGGUAACCCUACAUAUGUCAGAGAGUGUAGAUACGAGUAUUAUUACACGGGGUGAUAGCUGGGGAUUGUGCUAACCCUACAUAUGUCAGUGAGUGUACAUAUGAGUAUUAUUACACGGGGUGGUAGCUGGGGACUGUGGUAACCCUACACAUGUCAGUGAGUGUACAUACGAGUAUUAUUACACGUGGUGAUAGCUGGGGGCUGUGGUAACCCUACAUAUGUCAGAGAGUGUAGAUACGAGUAUUAUUACACGGGGUGAUAGCUGGGGAUUGUGGUAACCCUACAUAUGUCAGUGAGUGUACAUACGAGUAUUAUUACACGGGGUGAUAGCUGGGGACUGUGGUAACCCUCCAUAUGUCAAGGAAUACUGGUACAAUCCACAGUUCUUUGUGACUCUGAAGGACGUGGACGACGACCAGUCCAGGAACUCGUGCACGCUCAUUGUGUCGCUCAUGGAGAAGCAAAAGGGAAACGCUACACACCUAGCCAUAGAAUUCAAUGUAUAUCAGUUAAAGUAUCCAGACAGCAAACCGUUGAAGGGCGAUCGAGCUGCGAGGAGCGCCUUGAGGUUGAGAGACAAGGGCGGAAGCUACGUUUACUACCGGGAAGUGACGAGGAGGAUGGAGCUACCCCCGGGCGUGUACGUCAUCAUACCAGCCACUUUCGAGGCUUUCAAAGAAGGAGAGUUCCUCCUGAGAAUCUUCGCCAAGAAGGCGGUGGACAGUGGAGUUCUAGAUGAGGAUGAAAGCCCAACACUUACAGAAGAUCCCCUAUCGCCAACACGCCCAGGUGAGAACACGUUCACGGACGCGUUUUUCAAACACGCCGGAAAAGACCGCAAACUGGACGCCAGGGAACUCAAGGCGUUCCUCCUUGAUAUGUCAAUGAUAGAGUUCAAAGAGAAGACCCAUUUCAACACGGAGUCGUGUCGCAGUCUCCUCACGAUGAUAGACAACAACAGAUCAGGAAUGCUGGAUUUGGAUGAAACACGAAUGUUAUGGAAAGAUGUGAAAACAUACAGAGAUAUCUUCAUUAGAUUCGACAAAGACAGGUCGGGGACUGUCGACACGUUUGAACUGAACUCUAUGUUUGGUGCUUUAGGUUUCCCGGUUAACCGCGCCGUUCUGACGUCUAUCGUCCGGCGAUAUGGCGGGCGAGACAGCAAGAUUUCACUGCAAGACUUCGUCAUAGUCAUCUCGAAACUCAUCCUUAUGUAUAACAUAUUUCUGGAGCAGCAGAAGGCCACGCGAGGAAAGGAAGGUAUAGCGACUUUCACACGAAACGAGGUAUGUAGACGGCUAUAAUGGUUUUACUUCCUUACGGCAAUACCAGCU